AUGACUCAAACGAUGGCCUCACAUCGUCGCUCUGCUUCUUCAACUCAUCUCUCCAACAAACUCCUCAAGACGGCCCCGACUUCUCGUCCCGGUGUCCAUCGUCGUGGCACCUCGGCCAUUGCCCUUUCCAUCUCCAAAUUGGGUUCGGGUCCAUCUGCCCGAUCGCAGUCAAGGGCAACCGCGACGCUCGACGACGAUUCAGAUAUGGCCGCCAGUUUCUUGAACUUUUGUUGUCGCCGCAAAGACUCUGCCAAACCACUCUCGGCCUCUCUCUCCCCGACAGCCUCAUUCUCUACCAACUACCACCACCACCACCACCACCACCACCACUCCUCGUCGCCAUCCUCAAACACCCAUCUCACACCCGUCACAAUGCCCCCCUCCCCACCUACCUCACCUUCUCUCUCCCCGCGCACCAUUGUCGCCCCCAUGACUCCCACUCGAGUCUUGUCAUCGACUUCCGCCUCGGUGCCUUCCAUCAGGAUACCUGCCACAUUCCACGAGGCCAAGUCAGAUCUGGACCCCACCGAAUGGAAGCCCGUGUUAGGUUCCCGCACCACCAGUGCGGCCAGCAUGACUAGCACCACGAGAUCCCUCGCCACCUCCGACGCCUGGGGCUACCUCUCCCACUUCCACGGGGGUGCCUCGGCAAUGCUCACUCGUCGUACCCACCGCAGCACCGCCAGCCUCUCGGGCCUCGAAGGCGUGCCCACACCCUCGCUCACCCAUGCCCCCUCUGUCGCAUCGUCCGUGUCGAGCGCCGCCUCCUCGGAUGGCCAUGAGCAUGGCCAUGAACAUGAAUAUGAGCUCGAGCAGAAAGGACUGCACACACGCAUCCGCCGGCCGCUGCCACCCCGCCACAAUCCGUACUUUUCGCUUUCACACGCCGCUGAGAAUGGCAUCUCCCUUGUGGUUCCUCACGUUGCAGCCGUGACUGUGCAGGAUGUUGAGAGUGAUAGUGGCUCAAUCUUCCCGGCCAGCAGCGCCGUGUGGGAAGAUCACGCGUCGGGUAAGACGGGUGCACCUAUCCUGAUGCGUACCACUCCAACCAACAGUGUUUGA
This is a messenger RNA of Penicillium diatomitis, 1062 nucleotides long. RefSeq lists its product as uncharacterized. Lineage: Eukaryota; Fungi; Ascomycota; Eurotiomycetes; Eurotiales; Aspergillaceae. The record is from RefSeq and is a predicted model, not a curated record. Bases 1 to 1062 code for a protein of 353 amino acids. The transcript has 2 exons.